Molecule: messenger RNA, 2136 nt
Organism: Sycon ciliatum
Lineage: Eukaryota; Metazoa; Porifera; Calcarea; Leucosolenida; Sycettidae
Product: S-adenosylmethionine synthase-like
Exons: 5
Coding region: 212-1375 (387 amino acids)
Biological process (GO): S-adenosylmethionine biosynthetic process
Cellular component (GO): cytosol
Molecular function (GO): ATP binding; methionine adenosyltransferase activity
Source: RefSeq, a predicted model, not a curated record
CCAGCUCCACGUGGCCAGCGCACACGAUGUGGCCCAUUGUGCCUUUGUGGGUGAGAAAACAGUCAAAAGUCACAAAACAGACGUCGUUGUGUUUGUUUGAAAGAACGACGUAGAUUCACUCGCAGUGUUCGCAGUGCUUAUGGUUAUACCCUACUUGGGACGUAGUCUAGCCUAGUUGAAGAAAUAUUUUUACUUCAGGCAAAUCUUGAUAAUGUCGACCGACAGCGAUGUAUUCCUGUUCACGAGCGAGUCCGUCGGCGAGGGACACCCGGACAAAUGCUGCGACCAAAUAUCUGACGCUAUCCUGGACGCCUGCCUCGCACAGGACCCAAACAGCAUGGUGGCAUGCGAGACUGCGGCCAAGUCCAAUUUCGUCUUGCUCUUCGGUGAAAUCUCUACCACUGCGAAAGUGGACAUGGAGCAGGUGGUCCGUGAUACGCUGCGGAGAAUUGGCUACGACGAUGCUGAAAAGGGAAUCGAUGCCUCCACGUGUCGUGUUGAGGUUGCCAUCGAGGAGCAGAGUCCCGAGAUAGCACAGGGUGUGCACGUGGGACGUCGUGAUGAGGACGUCGGCGCGGGAGAUCAGGGUAUGAUGUUCGGUUAUGCCACCGACGAGACCGAUGAGCUCAUGCCACUCACUGUCAUACUCUCACACAAGCUGAACCAGAAGAUGGCGGAGCUGCGGCGCAGCGGUGCAGUUGCGUGGCUCAGACCUGAUUCGAAAACGCAGGUCACCGUCGAGUAUCAGAACACGAACGGUAGUCUGAAGCCACGCCGUGUCCACACGAUUGUCAUCAGUGCCCAACAUAAUCCAGAUGUUAGUCUGGAGCAGAUGAGAUCUGAUCUCCUGGAGAAGGUGAUCAAGGCGGUCGUGCCGGCCAAGUUGAUCGACGGCAGCACGGUCUUCCACCUGCAGCCGUCUGGUGCUUUCAUCAUGGGCGGACCACAAGGUGAUGCUGGCCUGACUGGGCGUAAGAUAAUCGUCGACACGUACGGCGGCUGGGGCGCUCACGGCGGCGGUGCCUUCUCCGGCAAGGACCCGACCAAGGUGGAUCGGUCCGCCGCGUACGCAGCGCGCUGGGUGGCCAAGUCGCUCGUCUCUGCCGGCCUGGCCAAGCGCUGCCUGGUGCAGGUGAGCUACGCCAUCGGCGUCAGCCACCCGCUGUCCGUGCAUGUCGACACGUACGGUACGGGCACGCGCACCGACAGCGAGGUCCUGGAAAUCAUCCACAAGAACUUCGACCUGCGUCCGGGCAUGAUGAUCCGUGAGCUGGACCUGCGCCGGCCAAUCUAUCGAGACACGGCCAGCUAUGGCCACUUUGGACGCAGCAACCCAAACUUCCUCUGGGAGGUGCCCAAACCACUCGUUCUAUAGAGUACGGUUUUGUUCUCGUAACCAAGUUUGUUCUGUCUUCUUUCCCGGAGGUGAUACUGAAUCACAUCCCUCGUACUUGGUUAGGCUGUAAUUUUUGCAAUCCGUGCCGUUUUUCCUGUGUGGAGUGUUGCCAUAGAGAUUUCCUAGUACGUAGGGGCGCUGGGCUUUCGUCUCUGUCUGCCUGCCUCUGUCUCACUCACUCUGCAGAUCUGUCUCUCGCCCCCCCCCCCCCAACCCUCUCUCUCUCUCUCUCUCUCUCUCUCUCUCUCUCUCUCUCUCUCUCUCUCUCUCUCUCUCUCUCUCUCUCUCUCUCCUUUCCUGUCAUUUUCGUAUACAACUUUUGUUUUUGUGAUGCUUGCAAGCGUUUUAGAUAAUAUUUUUCUCUUCUGAUCUUGAAAAGUCUUUUUGUUCUAUUUUCUGAUGCAUGGUAAUCCUGGUUCACCCUGUUCACCCUGAGUUUUUCCAAUCACAUGAUGUAUCUGCCUAUUUGCCAUCCAACCGCACUUAUCUCGACCAUUUUCUUCAAAUGGUCUUUAGGCUUUCCAUGCAUCUUUGCCGAUUUUAUAUAUUCGAAUUUAUUUCUGCUUUAUUCCAAUUCACAGGUCCUUACAGUAUUGUAAUUUAGGUUUUCUUAUUUUAAAAGCUGCAAUGACCUGACAAUUGUGUUACGACAUAUUGCUCACUCUCCAUGGUAUCAUCAUUUUCAAUUUCAAUACACCACCUUUCUGUGCUAUACCCAUGCAGAUUAAUUUCCAUGUUGA